UAUUUAAAUAUCCUUUAUCUAAAGUAACAAUUUAAAGAUGUAGCACUUAAUUUUAAUUCGUUUAUUUUUCUCCUUUAUUAUAUAAAAUUUGGUCUUUACAUUACCCUGUAAUAUUAUUGUAAUUAUUUUGCGACUCUGUUAAAGAUCAAUUGCAAGUACGAUGUAAUUUAAAAUUUGUUAGAAAUGAGACAUAUUUUAAUCUAUAAUAGCACAUUAUAUAAGUGCAGUUAUAAUAUAAACGUUUGAAUGGAAUGGAAUGCAUAAGUCGUAAUUAUGCACAAGCAGUAAACUGUUUAUAUAUAGUUCGAUAUUUACGGUCCCGGGACAGAGUAAUGAAAAAUGUAAUCUGGUUUGUUCAAUAAAAAAAAGAAAACACUGAAAAUUUAAAAAAUUCCUGAAUACAGUGGUGCAAAUAAAAAUGACACCGCAUACGGUAACAUCAGAAAUAUUCACAGAAAAUAAAAAUUCCUUUGUCAAGUUGAACAAUGGCACUGCAAUAUCCAGCUUUAUUUUUAAGUGUCCAUCUUAUAUGAUUAAGCCAAAUUGUGCCAACUCUAUUCUACCACACGAUAGCGAUGAUGAUUUAGAUAUAGAUAGACAAAAGGAAGAAAAAUUAAUAAUAGAACAUCGUACAACUACAAAGCUACAACAUGUUGGACUACAAGUAUGGCGAGGCGCCUUGUUGUUAGCUGAUUAUAUCCUGUCAAAUCCUGAUUUAUUUAAAGAUAAGACAGUUUUAGAGUUGGGAGCCGGAGUUGGUUUAACUAGCAUAGUAGCAAGCUUUUUGGCUAAAGAAGUAAUUUGUACAGAUAUCGAUGUAGAAGGAAUUUUAAAAUUAAUACGUAGAAACUUUUUAAGAAAUAGCGCUUACGUUAAAUCGAAGUUUUAUGUUAACGAAUUAGACUUCUUAAAUUCAACAUGGCCUACAUUUUAUAAAGAACGACUGAAUGAAGCAACAAUUAUUUUGGCAGCAGAUGUAAUUUAUGACGAAAGCAUAACAGAAGGAUUUGUUCGAACACUGAAAACACUUUUGUCUUCAGAAAUUCCAAAGACUAUCUAUAUCGCUUUAGAGAAAAGAUAUGUUUUUACUGCAGCUAAUAUGGAUACUACAGCUCCAAUGUAUGAAGAAUUUUUGAAACACAUCGAAACAGAGGAACAGAACUGGCGUAUCGAAUACAUUAAAAUAGACUUUCCAAAAUAUUUCAAGUAUGAUAGAUUAAAUAUUAAGUUACAAAUUUAA
Molecule: messenger RNA, 1240 nt
Organism: Megalopta genalis
Lineage: Eukaryota; Metazoa; Arthropoda; Insecta; Hymenoptera; Halictidae
Source: RefSeq, a predicted model, not a curated record